Messenger RNA from Stylophora pistillata, 1677 nucleotides. RefSeq lists its product as uncharacterized. Gene Ontology annotation, biological process: proteolysis. The record is from RefSeq and is a predicted model, not a curated record. Gene Ontology annotation, molecular function: cysteine-type peptidase activity. NCBI's taxonomy places the organism in Eukaryota, Metazoa, Cnidaria, Anthozoa, Scleractinia, Pocilloporidae.
CAGAGAAAACCAUAUGAAACUUAUGGAGACGAUUGCUAUGUCAUUCCUCUAUUGUUAGAGUACCUAAUUAAAGUAAAAUGUUUCGAAGAUCAACGUUAAAUUGAGAAAGUUUCAACUCAUGCCAGAACCAGAUGCAUCGCGUGGGGAAGGAUUACAACAGCAUGUCUGAAGAUAAUGCCGACGAAUGUAAUACAGAAAACUUUGAAGAAAAAGACGAAGAAGAUUCAACACUUAUUCCUCUUUUGUCAGACUACUCGAAAAAGCUAGAUAGCCGGGUAAAGCGUCGUUAUAUUGAGAAAAUAUCAAUGAUUGGUAUUGAUCCGGCCACGUUGUGGCACGCGAAGCUCGAUCCAGAGUGUUUGCCUCCCAUCGAAGCCUCAGAUCUACUAUCUUAUUUGGUUUUAGACACGAGCUAUUAUACUGCACAACAAUUUAAAGCCUUCAAAAGCUUAGAGGCGUAUAAGCACAUGGUUUCUGGUUUUAUUACCUGUGUACAGGGGAAAGUUAUCGCCGGAAAGUACGUGGUUCUUGCAAAAGUGCGACAUUCGCAGCGCAUGAAUGACCCGCUGAUCCCUAUUUGGGUGAUUGCAAGCCAGGAAGGAACAAUCAUUUCGGCCCAUUGCAUGGGUUGUAAGGCUGGUUUAGCAGAAACAUGUUCCCACGUUGCAAGCGUGCUAUUUUAUAUCGAAGCAUGGACAAGGAUCCAUGGAAAAUUGGCCUGCACCCAAGUCAAGUGCACGUGGCUUUUGCCAACGUACGUGAACGAAGUUCCUUACGCCAGAGCUCGAGACAUCAAUUUUAAAUCAGCGAAAAAAUUAAAGGAAGAGAUGGACCUUAAAAUAGAUGCUUGCGUGGAUGAUAAUCAGUCUGAAACACCAGCUCCAGCAAGAAAUAUUAAAGCAUCAAACAUGUCAGUGAGACCACUUGAUGAGGAGGAAAUGAAUGCUCAGUUAAAGAAGUUAAAUGACUUGAAUGUAAAACCAGUCAUCCUUAGUCUUUUCAAGCCCUACAGUGAAAGGUUUAUAUCAAGAAGCCAAAACAUAGUUACAAUGCCAGAUUUGUAUGACCCGAGUAAUCUCAACCUCAGCUACCCAGAUCUUCUAAAACAAUGUUUUGAGGUCAAGUUAGACCUUACUGAUAGUGAAUUGGAUGCCAUUGAAGCAGACACAAGGAAGCAAUCCAAGAGUAAUCUUUUCUUUAGACACAGAGCUGGCCGCAUCGGGGCUUCAGUUUGUUGGGCAGUGGCACACAGUAAUCCAAUGCAGCCAUCACAAUCUUUGAUCAAGUCUCUUUGCUACCCUCACUUGUUCAAAGUUACCUCUAAAGCUAUCACGCAUGGCAAGAAAUAUGAGAAAAGUGCUGUUGAGAGCUAUGUUUUUCUUAUGAGUCAGACCCAUAAAGAUUUUCAAGUAAAGUAUUGUGGAAUGCUUGUAGAUAAAGAACAUCCCUGGUUACAUGCUACUCCUGACUUCAUGGCCUCUUGUUCCUGUUGUGGUGAUGGUUGCGGGGAGGUUAAAUGUCCUUAUGGUAUAGAGAAUGGUGAUUUUGAGACCUACAUCUCAAAGAAGACCUCCUGUCUCGAAAAAGUGAAUGAAAAGCUACUGGAGAACAAACCAUCACUUGCUCUAAUCCUAAGUGUCCCUAUCUGAAGUUUCACCUGUCAUGUCUGAGAUCAAG